GCGGCCGGCGCCGGAAGCGUCGCGCAGCCCUCUAACCCCUGAUGGCGGCGGUAGGGACCUAGGCGCUGCCCCGCGGUGACUGAGCUGCGAGCCUGGCGGGCGUGCGCCUAGCCACGUGCCCCCACCCCCACCCCCGGGCUCUUCACCCUGAUGCUGCACGGGUGCUGAGCCCGCCCGGGUCGGGACGAUGGUGAAGUAUUUCCUGGGCCAGAGCGUGCUCCGAAGUUCCUGGGACCAAGUGUUUGCUGCCUUCUGGCAACGGUACCCGAAUCCCUAUAGCAAACAUGUCUUAACUGAAGACAUAGUGCACCGGGAGGUGACCCCUGACCAGAAGCUUCUGUCCCGGAGACUCCUGACCAAGACCAACAGGAUGCCACGUUGGGCAGAGCGACUGUUUCCUGCCAACGUUGCUCACUCGGUGUACAUCCUGGAGGACUCUAUUGUGGACCCACAGAAUCAGACCAUGACCACCUUCACCUGGAACAUCAACCACGCCCGGCUGAUGGUGGUGGAGGAAAGAUGUGUUUACUGUGUGAACUCUGACAAUAACGGCUGGACCGAAAUUCGUCGGGAAGCCUGGGUCUCCUCUAGCUUAUUUGGUGUCUCCAGAGCUGUCCAGGAAUUCGGUCUUGCCCGGUUCAAAAGCAAUGUGACCAAGACAAUGAAAGGCUUUGAAUACAUCCUGGCCAAGCUACAAGGUGAGGCCCCUUCCAAAACACUUGUUGAGACAGCCAAAGAGGCCAAAGAGAAAGCAAAGGAGACCGCACUGGCAGCUACAGAGAAGGCCAAGGACCUGGCCAACAAGGCAGCCACCAAGCAGCAGCAGCAGCAGCAGCUCGUAUAGCUCCCAUCCUCCCCCUUCUCCCCAGUGUACUUGAUUAUUAAAGAUCAGCCUGCAGCCCUCUCUGCCGUCUGGGGUGGUGGGUCGGGGCGCUAUCCUGGUCAGCAUCUGCAUCACCCAGCUCUGUCUGCUGGGCAUAAGGGUGCAGUGACUUGCCCAAAGGUCACAGCGGUGCGCAGGUGAUAGACUGUACGCUCCAAGAGGGCAGGGCUCCUCGUUUUAUUCUCUGCUGUGUCCCAAGUACCCUGAACAAUAUUUAGCACAUAACAGGCACUCAAUAAACACUUGAUUUGAUUAGCCCCA
Molecule: messenger RNA, 1144 nt
Organism: Mastomys coucha (southern multimammate mouse)
Lineage: Eukaryota; Metazoa; Chordata; Mammalia; Rodentia; Muridae
Gene: Prelid1
Product: PRELI domain containing 1
Exons: 5
Coding region: 188-844 (218 amino acids)
Biological process (GO): phospholipid transport
Cellular component (GO): mitochondrial intermembrane space
Molecular function (GO): phosphatidic acid transfer activity
Source: RefSeq, a predicted model, not a curated record